AUGUCUCCUACCAUACGGCAGAGACUGUCGAAUCAGUGCGACGCCAAUACCCGAGAGCACGUUCCAUCCCACAACCCACCUAAGAAGCCCAAAGUCGAUCGCUCUCUACUCACAUGGGACGAUCUCCCCUCAUGGUCUCAGGACAACGAAUACAUCCAAACUGGCUUCCGGCCAACCUCGAACUCAUACAUCGAGUCCUUCUUCAGCUGCAUGUAG
Molecule: messenger RNA, 216 nt
Organism: Letharia columbiana
Lineage: Eukaryota; Fungi; Ascomycota; Lecanoromycetes; Lecanorales; Parmeliaceae
Exons: 1
Coding region: 1-216 (71 amino acids)
Source: RefSeq, a predicted model, not a curated record